GAUUAAAUUCUCUUUUUAAGAAAAAUAAUACCUUUAUUUUCUGGUAUAAAUAAUGGCGCUGUACUUUAGAAUACAGACAGUGUUCAUCAGCUAAGCUGUAGUGAUCAUCAUUCAGCAUCAAUUUUCACCAUGUCGAUCAAGAUAAAGGCGCUUUUUAUUUGUGUUUGUUUCUUCCUGUGCACUUCCUUGUUUAACGUCGUGCAAGGAUGUGGCGGUUCGUCAAGCUCCGGUAACUCCCGACAAAAUGGCAUGUCCCGUCGAUAUCUCAACUGGGAUACCAAAUUUUUGGAGUCCUUCUCAUGGGUCUGUAAAGGGACGAAGGAAAGCAUAUGGAACAUUCAAAGUGCCCAUGAAAAUCACCAUGAUGAUCGAGUAUGGGGCUACCAUUGUCGUCAUAACCCAUACAUCACAACAACCUGUGCCUGGAGCCUCCCUAACAAUCAGUAUCUUAAUGACUACAAUGGAAAUGUGAAUUUCAUAUGUCCCAGAAAUGGUUACAUUGAGGGAAUGCACGCCAAUACGUUCAGUAACGUCUACAACGAUCGAAGGUUUGAUUUUAAAUGUUGUGAUGGGACUCGCCUGCGGAGAAACUGCAAAUGGACGUCUUAUGUCAAUAAUUGGGAUGGUGACAUGAACUACGAUGUGCCAUCUGGGUACUACUUGGCUGGCGCUUACAGCUAUCAUAUCAAUGAUUACCAGGACAGGAGAUGGAAAUUCUAUAUUUGUCAAUAGAAAAGAAAAUCCCAUCGACCGAAUAGACGACAUCAGGCAACAACUUAUGAUAUGCUAGAAUCCUUCAGUCUAGAGUUUGAAGAUAUUUGAUUGUCGUAGCUAUUGGGGUAAAUCAAAGGUGAAGGUUGAAUAAUUAUUUAAAUAUUAUUAAGAAUAAAUACAUUCAAGAAACAGC
Messenger RNA from Actinia tenebrosa (Australian red waratah sea anemone), 907 nucleotides. Its product is annotated as hemagglutinin/amebocyte aggregation factor. Gene Ontology annotation, biological process: collagen fibril organization. Gene Ontology annotation, cellular component: extracellular matrix. NCBI's taxonomy places the organism in Eukaryota, Metazoa, Cnidaria, Anthozoa, Actiniaria, Actiniidae. The record is from RefSeq and is a predicted model, not a curated record.